AUGAUCUGGCUAAUCAUAGCCAUCGCCGCCGUGAUAAGCUCCGGAUGUCACGCAGCCAACACCUUUUCCGCAAAGGUGGAGCUAGGUUAUGCUACAUAUGUCGGCACAAAACUCUCAAAUGGAGUUGAUGAGUUCAUUGGAAUACGUUAUGCCGAAGCGCCUUUGGGAGAUCUCAGAUUUCGUGCUCCACAGCCACCUAAACAACAAUCAGACAUACAACGAGCUACUUCAUUUGGAGAUUACUGCAUUGGAACGAAUGAGACGGUAGAUGAUGGCGUCUCAGAAGAUUGCCUCUUCGUCAACAUUUGGCGCUCAUCAAACGCAACACGGGAAUCUAAGCUCCCAGUCUGGGUGUUCAUCCAAGGUGGAGGCUUCAAUCUCAACUACAGUCCCAACUACAACGGUUCGGAAGUCGUUGAAAAGUCUAACAAUAACGUUGUUCUUGUUAACUUCAACUGGCGCGUGGGCGUUUAUGGAUUCUUAGCUGGCCAACCUGUGAAGAAAUUUGGCGAUUUGAAUGCCGGCCUCUUAGAUCAAUUAGCGCUUCUGCAAUGGUUUGGUGGCAACCCAGAUCAUGUAGCCGUUCACGGUAGCUCCGCGGGCGCCGGUUCCGUGGCUCUUCACCUCUUGAAUCCUGCCAAUACUCGACUCUUCGCUGGUGCUAUAAUGGAGUCCACCUUCAUGCCUACACAGCCGCUCGCAUCAGAACUGGAGUGGCAGUACGACCGUUUUAUUAAAGAUGUCGGGUGUACUGAAGGUGCUGCUGAGCUGCAAAUGCAGUGCUGGCGCGAGAAGACGACUGAAGAACUUCAAAAGGGUAAUGUCGCGACUCCGUUUCCCGGCGGGCCAUCUCAACCGCUGCCGGUCUGGCCGUGGACACCUUGCAUUGAUGGAGACCUCAUUCCGGAUAAGCCUCUGGACAUGUAUAAGAGAGGAGAAUUUAUCAAAGUCCCAAUGAUUAUCGGGAAUAACGAAAAUGAGGGAGCUUACUUCGCUGCAAAUGCGUCAACCGAGGAAGAAGUGCGUCUGUUCAUAAGCAGCAACUAUCCUCAAUUAUCAAAGACAAAGAUCAGCGAGAUCACCAGGUACUACCCGCAGACAAAGUCAGUUCCACAGCACGCCGAAUGGUUCCCAUCCGCCGACCAAGCGUAUGGCGAAUCUACCUGUACAUGUCCAGCUCUGGCCAUUCUAGACGCCGCAGAGAAGUUUACCAACAGUCAGCAGCCCAUUUCUUCUGAGGCUGUUCGGCUAUGGUCCUAUCAUAUGAAUGUAUAUGAUGAAGAAUACGUCUCUAUGGGACUGGGCUGUCCUCAUGGUUACGAAGAAGGACUCAUUUUCGGGCCUUCUGGCACUAAGAUCCCAAAAAGAUACCAGCCGCCAGCCAGUUUCUCGACCUAUAAUGCUCCUUUGGUCUCUGUAAUUAUGAGCUACUGGAUAUCAUUUGUGCGUACUCUGUCGCCGAAUUCGCAAAAGGAUCCUAGGGCACCUAUCUGGGAACGUUGGGGACAUGGAAACAGCCGCUCCAAGCUUUUAGUCAGGCUGGGAGAACUUAGAAUGGAGCCUAUAACAGAGGCUCAAGUGACAAGAUGUGACUUUUGGAACGAGAUGAAUAGAUCGUUAUAA
This is a messenger RNA of Clonostachys solani, 1623 nucleotides long. NCBI's taxonomy places the organism in Eukaryota, Fungi, Ascomycota, Sordariomycetes, Hypocreales, Bionectriaceae. The record is from the annotation of a GenBank genome assembly.